AUGGAGAACAACGGCAGCCUUAUAAUGAGAGAGAAGAUCGAUCAGAUGGCAACCUGGCUGGGGUCCACCGUCUCCUCCGCUUUCUUCUUUUCCUUGGAACGCUUUUCCUGCGUCAACGUCGCUACUUCUGACCCUGACAACGACGAAGACGACGACGACUACUCUGUCAGCACAACCGCCACCACCACCAUCAACAAUCCUAAUUCCUCCGUUCAGAACACAAACGACGUCGCCAACCUCCCUGUUUGA
This is a messenger RNA of Lathyrus sativus (Indian pea), 249 nucleotides long. The record is from the annotation of a GenBank genome assembly. Lineage: Eukaryota; Viridiplantae; Streptophyta; Magnoliopsida; Fabales; Fabaceae.